Molecule: messenger RNA, 1013 nt
Organism: Thamnophis sirtalis
Lineage: Eukaryota; Metazoa; Chordata; Lepidosauria; Squamata; Natricidae
Source: RefSeq, a predicted model, not a curated record
CUCUGAAUAGGAAGGGACCAUUUUCUUUGCCUGGCAGACUCAGCCCUAGAGAGAAGUGCAAGUUAUCUCCAGCAAAAUUCUUGGUUGUGAAUAGUCUAAAGACUGGAAGUCAGCAUGGCUCUCACCACCGCUUUCAAGGCUGUAACCAAUAUGCCCGGACUGAUCAUCUGGAGAGUUGAGAAAAUGGAUCUAGUAUUGGUGCCUCCCCAAACUCAUGGCAACUUCUAUGAAGGUGACUGCUACGUUCUCCUUUCAACCCGUAAAUUGGGCAGCACCCUUUCCUAUGAUGUUCACUACUGGAUUGGAAGCUGCUCCUCACGAGAUGAGCAGGGCUCUGCUGCCAUUUAUACCAUUCAACUGGACGACUAUCUCGGUGGAGUCCCAGUGCAGCACCGGGAGGUGCAAGGCUAUGAAUCUGAGCUCUUCAAGGGCUACUUUAAGAAAGGAGUCAUCUACAAGAAAGGAGGCCGGGCAUCUGGUUUCAACCACGUAGAGAGCAAUGUCUACAAUGUCAAGCGGCUUCUACAUGUCAAAGGGAAAAGGAACGUUAUGGCCAAAGAGGUGGAGAUAAGCUGGGACAGCUUUAACCUUGGUGAUGUGUUCCUCUUAGAUCUGGGUAAAAUCAUUGUCCAGUGGAAUGGUCCAGAAAGCAACAAGCAGGAGCGGCUGAAGGCUAUGCUUCUUGCCCAAGAUAUCCGUGAUAGAGAACGUGGAGGCCGUGCUCAUAUUGGAGUCAUAGAGGGUGACGACGAAGAAGCCAGUUCAGAUUUGAUGAAAGUGUUGGAGAGUGAGCUGGGAGAAAGGACUCAAGAAAUCAAACCUGCCAUUUCUGAUGAGGUGGUGGACCAACAACAGAAGGCCAGCCUCUUCCUUUAUUGGAUUGCUACAUUCUGGACCACAGUGGGAUGAAAAUCUAUGUCUGGAAGGGGAAAGGAGCCACUAAAAUGGAGAAACAAACAGCCAUGUCGAAAGCUCUGGUAUGCUUCCAUUUUUCCAAUUUUGUGCAUACAUGA